Molecule: messenger RNA, 1350 nt
Organism: Seminavis robusta
Lineage: Eukaryota; Bacillariophyta; Bacillariophyceae; Naviculales; Naviculaceae
Source: the annotation of a GenBank genome assembly
AUGAGUUCCACCGCUGGAUCCGGAGUGUCCGGAGCAGGUGGAGCUACCGCAGGUGGAAGCACUGCGGGCGGCGCUGACAGUAUGUCAGGAAUCACCACUCUUCCAUCAUCUGCAGGACGCAGUGGUGGCAGGAGUGGCAGAGGAGGUAGAGGUGGAUGCUUUGGUGGCAGAAGACAGCCAUCCCAUGCACCGUCUACAAAGAAGUUCACGGGGAAGUCCGCAGCUCUUGAAGGGCACGUCUAUGACCUCACCACACCAACCGCUACAGCAGCAGCGUUUUAUGAUACAAUCAUGGAGAUUGCAGAGCUCGUUGGAAGGACCUACGGAAAGGGCAACCACACGAAGUUAGAGAUUGAAACACUCACCGCACAAAACGUGACUAGGCCAACCCUACCCAUGCAACCAGAUGGGACAACACCAUCAACUGACGCCGUCGACCUGGCUAUCUUCAAACAGGAAGUGGCCAGCUACGUCAAAGGAACUGACAAGAUAAAGGAGAACAGGCAGAAUGCUUUCUCACUGAUCUGGGGGCAAUGCAGUGAUACACUACGAGCCAAAGUGGAGGCAAGUGUUGACCUAGCGGCACUCAACCAGGCAGCCAAUGUGAUUGGAUUGCUACAGGCGAUCAGAAGUGUGAUGCUACAGUUCCAGACCCGAAAAUACCAACCUCUAGCCAUCCUAGAGAGCAAGAGGAGAGCCAUGACAUUCCGACAAGGGGACAAGUCAGCAGAGGAGUACUACAGACUAUUCAAACAGAAGGUGGAGGCCACCGAACACAAUGGAGGAUCCUUCGGAUACGAAACGAGCCUCCUCCAGGCAGCUUUGCCCACAGGAACGACCAUGGAACAAGCAACAAUCGACGAGGUCAACGCGGCAAUGAAGAUCGUCCGCGAAUGGACUCUGGCCACAAUGUUCCUGUCGAAUUCUGACCAAGGAAGGUAUUCUGACCUCCUCAUAGACCUCGAGAACGAAUUCACUCGAGGAGACGACAAUUACCCAAAGACCCUUGCUGACGCAUAUGCGAGACUUGAUGGAUACCACUGCAAGAGCAGAUCCAGGCCCAACAACAUGGGUGGAACAAUGACCGGCGAAGUCUCAUUCGCCACAGAUGGCGAAGAAGUCGUGCCAGGAACAAAUGGCCGCACCGUUGAUCAACGCGAAGCGCAGGAUCCCAAGGCACUGGAUCCUACUCGACAACUGCAGCACGGUCAACAUCUUCUGCAACAGGAAGCUGCUCAAGAAUAUCCGCAGGAGCAACAACAGCAUGAGGGUUCAAUGCAACGCUGGGCUAGCGACAACAAACCUGAUCGGAGACCUUCCAGGAUACCCGGAGCCAGUUUGGUUCUUUGA